Nycticebus coucang (slow loris) is the source of this 4118-nucleotide messenger RNA. It is a transcript of the gene FBXW7, whose product is annotated as F-box and WD repeat domain containing 7. Gene Ontology annotation, biological process: proteasome-mediated ubiquitin-dependent protein catabolic process; ubiquitin recycling. The record is from RefSeq and is a predicted model, not a curated record. Gene Ontology annotation, molecular function: ubiquitin binding. The coding region runs from base 136 to 2490 and encodes 784 amino acids. The transcript is spliced from 13 exons. Lineage: Eukaryota; Metazoa; Chordata; Mammalia; Primates; Lorisidae. Gene Ontology annotation, cellular component: cytoplasm; nucleus.
UCAUUGAUGCAGUGGCUCUUCUGCUUGCCGCUUUGCCAACAAUGAAGAGUUCUACGGUUUGUUUUAAAACAAACAGUUUAAAAACUACCGCACUUAACUAAAAAAAAAAAAAAAAAAAAAAUCCAAACACUUCUCAUGCCAGCUGACCCCGCUUUGUCCACAGCUAAGAAUGGCAGCAGAAUGCUAUGUCACUAUAUACAAAAACAAGACAACCUGAAGCUAAAUGGAUGCCCGCAGCAGUGUCAACAGGGAGCCUCAACCACCAGCAGGAUUUUUAAAAGGCUGUCUAACUAUUUGAAUGUGAAAACCUUUGCAUCUUCUGAUAGUCUAGCCAAGGUCCAAGAAGUAGCAAGCUGGCUUUUGGAAAUGAAUCAGGAACUGCUCUCUGUGGGCAGCAAAAGACGACGAACUGGAGGCUCUCUGAGAGGUAACCCUUCCUCAAGCCAGAUAGAUGAGGAGCAGAUGAAUCGCGUGGUGGAGGAGGAACAGCAGCAGCAACUGAGACCACAAGAGGAGGAGCACACUGCGAGGAACGGUGCGAUUGUGGGUGUAGAACCUCCACCUGGAGACCAAAAUGAUUCCCAGCAAGGACACUUGGAAGAAAACAAUAAUCGAUUUAUUUCAGUAGAUGAGGAUUCCUCAGGAAACCAAGAAGACCAUGAGGAAGAUGAAGAACAUGCUGGUGAACAAGAUGAGGAGGAUGAGGAGGAGGAGGAAAUGGACCAGGAGAGUGAUGAUUUUGAUCAGUCUGAUGACAGUAGCAGAGAAGAUGAACAUACACAUAGUAACAGUGUCACGAACUCCAGUAGCAUUGUGGACUUGCCCAUUCACCAACUCUCUUCCCCGUUCUAUACAAAGACAACAAAAAUGAAAAGAAAGUUGGACCAUGGGUCUGAGGUCCGCUCUUUUUCUUUGGGAAAGAAACCAUGCAAAGUCUCAGAAUAUACAAGUACCACUGGGCUUGUACCAUGUUCAGCAACGCCAACAACUUUUGGGGACCUGAGAGCAGCCAAUGGCCAAGGGCAACAGCGACGCAGAAUUACAUCUGUCCAACCACCAACAGGCCUCCAGGAAUGGCUGAAAAUGUUUCAGAGCUGGAGUGGACCAGAGAAAUUGCUUGCUCUAGAUGAACUCAUUGAUAGCUGUGAGCCAACACAAGUCAAACAUAUGAUGCAAGUAAUAGAACCCCAGUUUCAACGAGACUUCAUUUCCUUACUCCCUAAAGAGUUGGCACUUUAUGUGCUUUCAUUCCUGGAACCCAAAGACCUGCUACAAGCGGCUCAGACAUGUCGCUACUGGAGAAUUUUGGCUGAAGACAACCUUCUUUGGAGAGAGAAAUGCAAAGAAGAAGGAAUUGAUGAACCAUUGCACAUCAAGAGAAGAAAAGUCAUAAAACCAGGUUUUACACAUAGUCCGUGGAAAAGUGCAUACAUCAGACAGCACAGAAUUGAUACUAACUGGAGGCGAGGAGAACUCAAAUCUCCUAAGGUACUGAAAGGACAUGAUGAUCAUGUGAUCACAUGCUUACAGUUUUGUGGUAACCGAAUAGUUAGUGGUUCUGAUGACAACACUUUAAAAGUUUGGUCAGCAGUCACAGGCAAAUGUCUGAGAACAUUAGUUGGACAUACAGGUGGAGUAUGGUCAUCACAGAUGAGAGACAAUAUCAUCAUUAGUGGAUCUACAGAUCGCACUCUCAAAGUGUGGAAUGCAGAGACAGGAGAAUGUAUACACACCUUAUACGGGCAUACUUCCACUGUGCGUUGUAUGCAUCUGCAUGAGAAAAGAGUUGUUAGCGGUUCUCGAGAUGCCACUCUUAGGGUUUGGGAUAUUGAGACAGGCCAGUGUUUACAUGUUUUGAUGGGUCAUGUAGCAGCAGUCCGCUGUGUUCAAUAUGAUGGCAGGAGGGUUGUUAGUGGAGCAUAUGAUUUUAUGGUGAAGGUGUGGGAUCCAGAGACUGAGACCUGUCUACACACGUUGCAGGGGCAUACUAAUAGAGUCUAUUCAUUACAGUUCGAUGGCAUCCAUGUGGUGAGUGGAUCUCUUGACACAUCAAUCCGAGUUUGGGAUGUGGAGACAGGGAACUGCAUUCACACGUUAACAGGGCACCAGUCAUUAACAAGUGGAAUGGAACUGAAAGACAAUAUUCUUGUUUCUGGGAAUGCAGAUUCUACAGUUAAAAUCUGGGAUAUCAAAACAGGACAGUGUUUACAAACAUUGCAAGGUCCCAACAAGCAUCAGAGUGCUGUGACCUGUUUACAGUUCAACAAGAACUUUGUAAUUACCAGCUCAGAUGAUGGAACUGUAAAACUAUGGGACUUGAAAACGGGUGAAUUUAUUCGAAAUCUAGUCACAUUGGAGAGUGGGGGGAGUGGGGGAGUUGUGUGGCGGAUCAGAGCCUCGAACACAAAGCUGGUGUGUGCAGUUGGGAGUCGGAAUGGGACUGAAGAAACCAAGCUGCUGGUGCUGGACUUUGAUGUGGACAUGAAGUGAAGAGCAGAAAGAUGAAUUUGUCCAAAUGUGUAGACGAUAUACUCCCUUCCCUUCCCCCUGCAAAAAAGAAAAAAAGAAAAAGAAAAAAAGUCCCUUGUUCUCAGUGGUGCAGGAUGUUGGCUUGGGGCAACAGAUUGAAAAGACCUACAGACUAAGAAGGGAAAGAAGAGACGACAAAGCAUAACUGACGAGAGAGGCAUCUGCUGGCUGUCCACUGGUGACUGAGGGCAGCCUUGCAAAGUGAGACUUUCUAAAUCAAACCAGGUGCAAUUAUUUCUUUACUUUCUUCUCCAGUGGUCAUUGGGCAGUGUUAAUGCUGAAACAUCAUUACAGAUUCUCCUAGCCUGUUCUUUUACCACUGACACCUAGACAGGAACUGCAAUAACAUCAAAACAAGUACUGGUUGACUUCCUAAUUAGAGAGCAUCUGCAACAAAAAAGUCAUUUUUUUCUGGAGUGGAAAAGCUAAAAAAAAAAAAAAUUACUGUGAAUUGUUUUUGUACAGUUAUCAUGAAAAGCUCCCCCCCCUUUUUUCUUUUCUUUUUUUCUUUUUUUCUUUUUUGCCAACCAUUGCCAAUGUCAAUCAAUCACAGUAUUAGCCUCUGUUAAUCUAUUUACUGUUGCUUCCAUAUACACUCUUCAAUGCGUAUGUUGCUCAAAGGUGGCAAGUUGUCCUGGGUUCUGUGAGUCCUGAGAUGGAGGUAAUUCUUGAUGCUGGUGCUAGAAGUAGGUCUUCAAAUAUGGGAUUGUUGUCCCACCCCUGUACUGUACUCCCAGUGGCCAAACUUAUUUAUGCUGCUAAAUGAAAGAAAGAAAAAGCAAAUUAUUUUUUUUUAUUUUUUUUCUGCUGUGACGUUUUAGUCCCAGACUGAAUUCCAAAUUUGCUCUAGUUUGGUUACAGAAAAAAGACUUUUUGCCACUGAAACUUGAACCAUCUGUGCCUCUAAGAGGCUGAGAAUGGAAGAGUUUCAGAUAAUAAAGAGUGAAGUUUGCCUGCAAGUAAAGAAUUGAGAGUGUGUGCAAAGCUUAUUUUCUUUUAUCUGGGCAAAAAUUAAAACACAUUCCUUGGAACAGAGCUAUUACUGCCUGUUCUGUGGAGAAACUUUUCUUUUUGAGGGCUGUGGUGAAUGGAUGAACGUAUAUCAUAAAACUGACAAAAUAUUUUAAAAAUAUAAAACACAAAAUUAAAAUAAAGUUGCUGGUCAGUCUUAGUGUUUUACAGUAUUUGGGAAAACAACUGUUACAGUUUUAUUGCUCUGAGUAACUGACAAAGCAGAAACUAUUCAGUUUUUGUAGUAAAGGUGUCACAUGCAAACAAACAAAAUGAAUGAAAAAGUCAAAUGGUUUGCCUCAUUCUCCAAGAGCCACAACUCAAGCUGAACUGUGAAAGUGGUUUAACACUGUAUCCUAGGUGAUCUUUUUUUUUCCUCCUCCUGUUUAUUUUUUUUGUUUGUUUUAUUUAUAGUCUGAUUUAAAACAAUCAGAUUCAAGUUGGUUAAUUUUAGUUAUGUAACAACCUGACAUGAUGGAGGAAAACAACCUUUAAAGGGAUUGUGUCUAUGGUUUGAUUCACUUAGAAAUUUUAUUUUCUUAUAACUUAAGUGCAAUAAAAUGUGUUUUUUCAUGUUA